Messenger RNA from Nothoprocta perdicaria, 5873 nucleotides. It is a transcript of the gene PHACTR1, whose product is annotated as phosphatase and actin regulator 1. Gene Ontology annotation, molecular function: actin binding. The transcript has 16 exons. The record is from RefSeq and is a predicted model, not a curated record. Bases 239 to 2284 code for a protein of 681 amino acids. Gene Ontology annotation, biological process: stress fiber assembly; cell motility. NCBI's taxonomy places the organism in Eukaryota, Metazoa, Chordata, Aves, Tinamiformes, Tinamidae.
GGUUUCUAAAUUUUAGAAAAAAGCUGCACGUUAAUCAAUGAAAGCUGAAUGGAAGAAAGUAAUAAUUGUGGAAUUCUGACUUCCUGAUUUUAGCCAAAGUUGUUAAAGGAAUUGUUUGAAGAGAGGGGUCGGUCUUCCUGCCUGAACCUUUCUGUUAGGUUCUCAUGGAAAAGGACUAGAGGAAUCUGAUUCAUCACUGAUACAGGAGCUUUGUUUGCAAACACAAAGAUCCUUCAAAAUGGACUACUUUCUGGAUGUCGAGUCUGCUCACAGACUGUUUUACAGUCAAGGGGCUCAAGCUCGUCGGGCAACUCUUCUCACUGUGCCCACACUGAUGACAGCGUCUUCAGAGGAGGACAUCGACCGGAGACCCAUCAGAAGACUCCGGUCUAAGAGUGACACCCCCUACCUGGAAGAGGCAAGGAUCUGCUUGAACCUGGAUAAUUCAGCUCGCCGGGCCACGCUGCUCACCGUGCCCACAUUAAUGGCGGCCUCAUCCGAGGAGGACAUCGACCGGCGGCCCAUCCGCAGGGUGCGCUCCAAGAGCGACACGCCGUACCUGGCCGAGGCGCGCAUCUCCUUCAACCUCGACGCAGCAGAGGAAGUGGAAAGACUGGCUGCAAUGCGUUCAGAUUCCCUAGUCCCUGGAACCCACACACCUCCGAUCAGAAGAAGGAGCAAAUUUGCCACCCUUGGGAGGCUCUUUAAGCCCUGGAAAUGGAGGAAGAAGAAGAGUGAAAAAUUUAAGCACACUUCUGCAGCUUUGGAAAGGAAGAUAUCGAUGAGGCAAAGCAGAGAGGAGCUUAUAAAACGAGGAGUGCUGAAGGAAAUCUUUGAUAAAGAUGGGGAACUUUCCUUACCAAAUGAAGAUGGAGCUCUGGAGAAUGGGCAGCCUCUUGGCUCUGCACAAGUGCUGAGCUCCAGCCAGGUGUCCCUCCCAGCCCUAGCAGAACUGGAGUCAGGUUCAGCUUCUGUGGAACCCUGCUCGUAUGAGGUGCUGCCAACCCCAGAGAUCAUGGAUGGGACAGUGUCUGAAGAGAGCCCCACAUCCAAUGAACCCGGAGUCCUCCUGUCCCAAGAUCCUACAGCUAAACCAGUCCUGCUUCUUCCCCCCAAAAAAUCUGCUGCUUUCCCUGGAGACCAUGAGGACACCCCAGUGAAACAGUUGUCCCUCCUCAAACAGCCCCCUGCCCUGCCUCCUAAACCUAUUGCCAGGAUUGCCAGCCACUUAACUGAUCCUGGCGCUCCUGUGAAACUGCCUUGUAUGCCAGUUAAACUGUCACCUCCACUACCUCCAAAGAAAGUCAUGAUUUGCAUGCCUUUAGGGGGGCCAGACCUCUCUCUCCCGUCUUAUUCCACACAGAAGAGCUCCCAGCAGCCUUUGACUCAGCACCAUCACACUGUCCUGCCAUCCCAGUUAGCAGCUCACCAGCACCAGCUCCAGUAUGGCAGCCACAGCCAGCACCUGCCUUCUGGGUCCAGCACGUUACCCAUCCACCCUUCAGGGUGCCGGAUGAUAGAGGAGUUGAACAAAACGCUAGCCAUGACCAUGCAAAGGCUAGAAAGCUCUGGUUUACAUGCAGGUGACAGUGUUACAAAAACAGGACCUGGAGGCCUUCCAGACAUGAGACAAGUGCCAACUGUUGUGAUCGAAUGCGAUGACAAUAAAGAAAAUGUGCCUCAUGAACCGGACUAUGAAGAUUCUUCCUGCCUUUACACAAGACAGGAAGCAGAAGAGGAGGAAGAUGAAGAUGAAGAUAACUCAUUAUUUACAAGUUCCUUGGCAAUGAAAGUCUGCAGGAAGGACUCCUUAGCAAUCAAACUGAGCAACAGGCCGUCCAAGCGAGAGCUGGAGGAAAAGAACAUCCUCCCGAUGCAGACUGAUGAAGAGAGACUUGAACUCAGGCAGCAGAUCGGGACAAAGUUAACAAGGCGGCUGAGCCAGAGACCGACUGCGGAGGAACUGGAGCAGAGGAACAUUCUGAAACCUCGAAACGAGCAAGAGGAACAGGAGGAAAAACGAGAGAUAAAGAGAAGAUUAACACGCAAGCUGAGUCAAAGGCCCACGGUAGAAGAGCUGCGUGAGAGGAAGAUCCUGAUCCGCUUCAGCGACUACGUGGAGGUCGCGGACGCGCAGGACUACGACAGGAGGGCGGACAAGCCCUGGACGCGACUCACAGCCGCCGACAAAGCAGCCAUUCGAAAAGAACUUAAUGAAUUUAAAAGCACUGAAAUGGAAGUUCAUGAAUUAAGUAGGCAUCUAACAAGGUUUCAUAGACCGUAGCAGUUGAACUCUACCUGACUACUAUGCCGUCUUCAAAACAUAACUAAAAGGAACCAUAAGUGCUGGUAUUAUUCACUUCCCUGUUACGUAGUGUAAAUCUUCUGAACUGCCUUUUUAAAAAAGAGUAACAAAUAAUUUAAAAAAAAAAGAAGAAAAUUGUAUUUACAUGUGAUAGGUACUGCAGCAUCAUCAGACCUGCUGAUUCAAGCUUCAGUAACAGAAAAUACCCCUGGUGGGAACCAUGCCAAGACUUGGCAUCUAUGUAUAAGACUUUCCUGGCAUGUGGAUUUGCCGUACGUGUUCCAGCCCAGCUGGUGGUGCAUCCAUUUCAUCUUCAGGCAUCCUUCAUCCUGACGAGCCUCUGUCAUCAGCUCUGGAGAGCCAUGGGAUGGUGUUAAGGGAAUCGCUUGGCUGGGUGAAGCCUCCAAGGGACCCGCAGCACUUCUUACACCAAACACUCCUCUCGGUCCGCGAGCUCCGUCCGUGUGGGGACGGCAGAGGAGCAGAACCACCCUGCAGACCAGCCCAUCUGUGAACAUCCUCUGACUAGAAAGGCAUCUGCUUUCCCCGGAGAAGCUUACAGCCGGCUCUUCGGCACUGCUUGGCUUCCAAGAAGUAAAUGGCAUCACCUCAAAAGAACAGGACUCCUUACUGAAGGCUUCUUCAGUUCUAGCAACUGAUUAUUUUUCAUCUCUUUCCAACGUAGGCCAGUUAUGAACCCAUCAGCAGUACGUGGCAGGAAUGUUGACAACAAGCAAAAGCAUCUCUUCAUGGUCACUGCAUGGCAUUCCCUCAGCUCGUCGUUUGUUUUAUGCCCGAGCCUCGUGACUGUAUGAGGGCCAACGCGCACCCUGCAGCUAGACAAGCUUGGAUUCCCACCCGCUUUGCAGAGAGUACGUGACAUGAGGAACUGGGGGCUCAACUAGGGACAUUCAUCCUCUCUCUAUCAGGUGUAUAAAGAACUGAUACUAGACUCACACUAAGAAAAAAAAAAAAAAAAAACCCUUAUUCUCAAUUUGAGCAUAGAAGAUUGUGCUUUCUGGCCCAACAAGAAGAGGCUGUUGCACAUUGCUAUGGAUGGUGAGACUUGACACUGGUAUCUACAGCUGAGGCAUAAGGACAGAAAUCCAGGGGUGUUGUUUUGAUUUAAUUUAUUUUUAUUACCAUGGUUUAACACACAAACUGACCUAGUAGGACUCAGAGAGCUGGUCACUCUGGGCCUGAUUUAGCUGCCAACUUAAGUGUGUGCUUAACACUGAGUAAGCAUGCAAGCAAUCUCACUGAAUUCACAACAUGUCUCACACGCUUAGUUGAAGCUGAAUACAUAAAAGUGCAUUUCUGAACUUAGGCCAGGACCUUCCAGAAGCAAGUCCUUAACUAGUAUAAUGCCAGCAAGCUCUAGCAAACGUUGUCUAGGAUUCCUUUCCAGCACUUAUAAGAAACUAUUAUGCCAUGUUUUGGAUCAAUGCUCCAAAGCACUGUAGCAACAUUACUGUAAGAAAUUCCAGAUUUUGACUUCAGGAUACCUUUUUUCUUCCAUAACAGCUAUUUUGCUUUGAAAGUUCGAACAGAGAGGCCAAAGUUUUUUACUACAGUAUUGUUAUUUCUGUUAUUAUUUUAUUAUUCUUUCCUUUCUCAGUGUCUUCCAUGUAUCUAUCCACUCUUCUGCGCUCCCGCUCUACCUCCCCCAGUGCUAAAGUUGUCCUUUACUGAUCGCGGGCCAGGGGGCUGCUCGCAGGUGACAAUUUUGUGGCCAACUCCGCACAGUGCCAAGCGCUCCUGCUUCUCCUCGGGCCUCGGGCUCAUCCUCUGCUUGUGGGAGGAAAGGAAGAGGACCUGUGGGUAGCGCGUGGAGUUGCUCCCGCGUUCGGCUUGCCCAAAGGGCGUUGGAGGUGAGGUUUGCUGACCCUGUGUAGGCUUAGCAGCUCUCAGCACCUCGCAGGCUUGCACUCCGCUGGAGACGAGUGAAGGUGAUUCCUCUUCGUCCGUGGCCAUCCGUGCAGCACUACCGAGUCUCAGCUGUUAAGCAGCACUUGGCCGUGGUAGAAUGGAAGGUGCUGCAAAGGACAGUGAAAACCAGCUGGUUUCUGGUGCCUCCUUUUAAGGCAGUGCCUCUGAGAUGCUGCUCUUCCACACCAGGUAAUGAUGGCCAGCCAGACAUACUCAGUAUGAUCCCUGUAUCACCAGCUCACAACUGCUUUAGCUGUAAGUCCAUCAGCAGUGGAAGCUUUUAAUAUGAAAUGUUACCAGGUCAGUGCAACAAGGCCAGAGCACUGACUAGUCACAAAUAUGCUGUUUUGGGGGUGAUUUCGCCCAAAGCCUGGGCUUGGUGUGUUUAAAUUCAUUCACAUACACUUGCCCACAUGACAAGACUGCAUGUACAGCUCUGCAAAGGGGAAGCAAAGCUCUUGGCACCAGGAAAGGGCUCGGUGCCACAGCUGUGCUGAGCGGCAGCUAGCUCUACGGGACAGGGAGCAAGGGGCAGAAACCUGGUGGAACCAGGGAGACUUGGGCGUUGUGGCUCAAAUGAAGAAGCAGGAGGCAGAAUAGGCUGUUGUCAUGGAGUCAUCCGUACCGAUGCUACUGGGGACCCAUGGCCAGCGUCACUUGUCCCUUGUGGGCAUGGACCUUGGAGGUGCCCAUGCCCCCGGCCUGCUAGCCCAAAUAAGCCCCUUCAGCGCAGGGUUGAGGUGCGUGACAGCCCAGCCCCACGUGUGAGCCACAAGGACGUCCCCAGCCACCCAGCCAUGGGCUGGAUGGGCCCAGGGAUGGUCCCCGACAGCCUCAUGGCAAGUCGCCAGUCCCUGGCCACUGGCCACCUCAGGGCACGUGCCACCCACCUGGCAGCUGUGUGGCCACGUUUGAGUUUAUCUAUUUAUUUUUUUAAAUGAUGCUAACUCCUAACUGUCUGAGCAGACGCCGGGACACAGUGGAAGAACCUGCCAUAUUCCUCCUGAGCUGCAAACUUGUCACCAAAAAGGGGGACAGGGGAGGAGAAAGAAGCCAUACAAAGUGUUUGAUGCUUUGACAAGCAUGACUGGCACUUCAUUUAGGGAUUCAACGGGUUUGGGUAUUCUGCAAAUGUAUCCUUUGGCAAGGCAUCCUUUGCAGGUGUAACAAGCCUUCAGUGCCUGGCGAUUGCCCUGUGUCCCCAGCUUGUGUGGUCAGCUCCUUUGGCGUUCAUGGGAAGCUGAGAGCGGCCAGUCUUUUUUAUUUUGAUCUAUUUUCUGAGCACUGCAGCUUCACUUCUCAGCUGUAACAGCCAUCUCCAUGGUCACAGAGUAGCUGUGAGUCCAUUGGGGGUAAAAAGAAGAUUUCUCGCCUGCUCCACACUCCCAUCAGCCUGGGCUGUGUGAAGGAAAUAGAGAUGAUGAUGACAUUCCUGCUGGAGACACCAGCAAGGAGCCUCGUUCAUAGUUGGGAGAGACUAAUAGCUGUAAUAAAGAAGUUGCAUCAGUUUUAGAGAAUGGGAAACCAGCACUCAACACAAAUUGUUGUUCCAGUAAGUGACCAUCGGGGCUGACAGCAGAGAGGGUAAUGUACCAAAGUCAAGGAAGAAAAAGGUUAUAACCAAUAUCUACUGAAUCCU